AUGGACAAGGAGGAACUCUACCGGGACUACAUCUCCCGCUUUAUCUCAGGCCUCGAACAGUUCUACGACUCCCUCCUCCAGUUCCACACGCCGCCCUCUCAGAACCACGUCUAUAACACCCGGGCCAACAAGUGCGCCAUCCUCUUCCUCGCCCUCCGCUGUCUCGCCCUUCAAACCACCCUCAACCUCAUCAUGGCCCGCCUCCCCCAGAAUAUCUGCACCACUUUUAAUCAGCUCUUCUUCCCUACGGUUCUCUUAUUUCGAUAUAUCCACCCAAAACCUUGGGACGACAUGUUUAUGAACACCGUCAGGGCAUUGGGGGCUGAUACUCGUGUCGAUAUUGCUGCCAAGCCAGAGCCGCGCUAUUUUGUCCAGCUGCAGCAAUACCUUCACAGGACCGUUCUGGCGUACUUUAUGAUCGGGACUAUUCAUACGCUUGUCAACUUGAAGGGGAUUUGGGCCUAUCUGGGAAGUGCGAUUGCCAUCCUGGUGACCCAACAGUAUCUGCAGUACAAAGGAGUCGAGUACACAAUGAUCAAGACUCUCUUCGCCAUGGCGUUUAUCGGACCUCGCUGGGCAGUUUGGCUUGUCCAGAUCUCGGUCCAACAACAACUCUUCCUCUACGAGCUCCUACAACCCUACCUAGCCCGAGUUCAAUUCAAGCCAUGGGAAGAACGCGCCUGGUGGGAUCACAACAGUCUCGAAUUACGUGGGUUCGCCUUGGGCGCUUGGGCACUCUGUUCCAUCCCUGUCAUCGGCGUGAUCGCAGUGCCCGUCAUGUUCCCGGCAGUCGCCUUUCUGUUGACAAGAUCCUGUGGUCUGAUGGAGAACUCAGGUCGAGGUCUUUCAGGGGAUGUGAUCGAGGUUCGGGCGCCUGGCGUGAAGGCUGUAGCACAGGGGAAGAGUCCCGCGGUCUCGGGCGAUUGGGACAAGGAUUCGGUCCAGACUUUUGUCAGGGACACCCAUCGAAAGCUGUUCAAGCCGACGAUCCAUGGACCCAAUUCUAUUACGGAUCAGGUCAUUGUUGGGAUAGUCACGGAGGAGCAGGUUCAGGAGGAUGCGGUUACAUCUCACGCACGGCGGUUGGAUCUUUACAAGGAAUAUCAGCUCCAGAUCAAGCGGCAGGAGCAGUUUGAUCAGCUUAAUGCCAAGCGACUGGAACAGUAUGAGCAACUCAAUGCCAAGCGACUAGAGCAGCUUGAGCAGCUCCGUCCACUACCACACGCACAUCAGCCCCAGCAUCCGAACCUCCCUCAUCAUCGUCAUCAUCAACAACAACAACAACAACAACAACAACAACAACAACAACAACAACAACGUCAACAACAACAAAGGCAGCAGCAACAGCAGCAACAGCAACAGCAACAGCAACAGCAACAGCAACAGCAACAAAAACAGCAGCAACAGCAACAACAGCAACUGAGAAAUCUUGUUGCCGCCUCCACAUCAGCAGCAGCAGCGACCCCAGCAACAAUAUUUAAUACCGAGGAGGAGGAGUUCCAAGCACGAGAGUUAUCACAGUACGAUUUCAGCGACCGGAAAACAGUCGACACUGCACCAUCUGCCCCACUAGCAGUAGCAGCCACAUUUGCGACGGACGACAAGAACGAACUCAGGAGGAGGAGAAUGGAACUCGAGAUUGAGGCCGCGGCGGCUGCAGGUGUGACGGAACAACAUGCCCAGGAGGAGAUGACGCGGUGGCAGCAGCAGCAACAACAGUAUCAACAGUAUCAACAGCAACUGCAGCUGCCAAUUCAAGUGCAAGUGGAGCAGAUAACAGAAGGACAGGAUGUAGCGCGCCGGGCACAGGAGGAAGAGCGUCGUAAACUCGAGGAGAAACGCCGUAUCAUUGACGGAGUAACGCGGCUGGUUCAGGCGAGUCGGAAGGAUGGUAACAUAAAGCAGACGCGUGCAGAGGAGAAGCAGUUGAGGCGAUUGAUCAAGUUGAUCCAUGCUGAGGAUGCUCAACGAAGGGCAGAGGAUAAUGGUGAUGUGAGGGAAGCGGCUGAGGAGGAUGAGGAAGAUGAGGACGAGGACGUGGAGGAUGAAGAUGAAGAUGAGGAGGAUGAGGAUGAGGAUGAGGAUGGUGAGGACGACGGCGACGACGACGGCGACGACGACGGCGACGACGAUAGCCAGGAUGAUGACGAUACAUUUAUGGAUGAUGAAGGGGAUGCUGCCGAUACCCAGGUUGCAGUUGAGGAAGAAGAGUCCAUCGUGCCAGACGUCAACAACAACACCACCAAGCAGAGUCGCCACGGUCAGUCAAAGCGCGAUCGGAGUGCUGGCGUGUCUUCCAAGAAAGCCAGCAAGGACGGCAGCAGGUCCAACAAGAACAACACGUCAGUGGCGAUCGUCAAGAAGACCGAGAAGCCACUGCCCUUCCUUCCCGAAGAGUACUUUACAGCGGUGAUCAUGGGAGCCAAGGCCAAUGUUCUCUCGAGUCUUUCGACAGCGGCGGCGGCGACCAAGGCCAUGACUGGAGCUGCGUCGGCAGUUACAGCUGCCACGACAGCGGCUGCAGCGGCGGCUUCUUCUUUCUCGAGCGACUGGCGCGCCAAGGCCCCCAUUACCCGGGGAGGACUGUCGGCAAUUAUUGCGCAGAACUUGUUGGAUAUUGAGGGCGAGAUUGAUAAGGAGUUUCAGAAGACUAAGAAGUCCUGGAAGUUGCCUCGAGAGCAUGUUGUAGGUUCUACUGGUACUGUUGUCAUUGCCGAGGAGGGAGGAGAGCAGCAGUAG
Linnemannia hyalina is the source of this 2739-nucleotide messenger RNA. The record is from the annotation of a GenBank genome assembly. Lineage: Eukaryota; Fungi; Mortierellomycota; Mortierellomycetes; Mortierellales; Mortierellaceae.